Microtus oregoni (creeping vole) is the source of this 5639-nucleotide messenger RNA. RefSeq names its product tetratricopeptide repeat domain 17 (gene Ttc17). Gene Ontology annotation, cellular component: actin cytoskeleton; cytoplasm. The coding region runs from base 6 to 3602 and encodes 1198 amino acids. Gene Ontology annotation, biological process: actin filament polymerization; cilium organization. The transcript has 25 exons. Gene Ontology annotation, molecular function: protein binding. The record is from RefSeq and is a predicted model, not a curated record. Lineage: Eukaryota; Metazoa; Chordata; Mammalia; Rodentia; Cricetidae.
GCAAGAUGGCGGCGGCAAUAGGGGUCCGCGGCCGGUUCGAGCUGCCGCCUCGCUCUGGCCCAGGGUGGCUUCUCAGCCUUUCCGCUUUGCUAAGCGUGGUGGCUCGAGGGGCCUUGGCCACCACGCACUGGGUCGUCACGGAGGACGGGAAGAUCCAGCAGCAGGUGGAUUCACCAAUGAACUUGAAGCAUCCCCAUGACUUAGUCAUAUUAAUGAGACAAGAAAAUACAGUUAACUACCUCAAAGAAUUAGAGAAGCAAUUAGUUGCUCAAAAAAUUCACAUAGAGGAGAAUGAGGACAGAGACACAGGACUAGAACAGAGACACAAUAAAGAAGACCCUGACUGCAUCAAGGCUAAAGUGCCCUUGGGAGACCUGGAUCUGUACGAUGGCACAUAUAUAACUCUGGAGAGCAAGGACAUCAGCCCUGAGGAUUUCAUAGACACAGAAUCUCCUGUCCCUCCGGAUCCGGAACAACCCGAUUGCACUAAAAUUCUCGAACUUCCAUAUAGUAUACAUGCUUUUCAGCACUUACGAGGUGUGCAAGAAAGAAUUAAUCUAUCUGCCCCUCUUUUACCUAAAGAAGAUCCAAUCUUCACAUAUUUAUCUAAACGCUUAGGAAGGAGUAUCGACGACAUAGGUCACCUCAUUCAUGAAGGCCUGCAGAAGAACUCUUCCUCAUGGGUGCUGUAUAACCUGGCUUCAUUUUACUGGAGAAUAAAAAAUGAACCAUAUCAGGUAGUGGAAUGUGCCAUGCGAGCACUUCACUUCUCUUCCAGGCACAAUAAAGACAUUGCUCUGGUCAAUCUGGCCAAUGUUCUGCACAGAGCACAUUUCUCUGCUGAUGCUGCUGUCGUGGUCCAUGCAGCUCUGGAUGACAGUGACUUCUUCACCAGCUACUAUACACUGGGGAAUAUAUACGCAAUGCUCGGGGAAUAUAACCACUCAGUACUCUGUUAUGACCAUGCUCUGCAAGCCAAACCUGGGUUUGAGCAAGCGAUAAAGAGGAAGCAUGCUGUCCUCUGUCAGCAAAAGCUGGAGCAGAAGCUAGAGGCUCAGCAUAGGUCCCUCCAGAGAACACUGAAUGAAUUGAAAGAGUACCAGAAGCAGCAUGACCACUACCUGCGGCAACAGGAGAUCCUAGAGAAACACAAGCUGAUUCAGGAGGAGCAGAUCUUGCGCAACAUCAUCCAUGAGACUCAGAUGGCAAAAGAGGCACAGUUAGGAAAUCAUCAGAUAUGCCGUCUGGUCAACCAGCAGCAUAGUUUGCAUUGCCAGUGGGACCAACCUGUGCGCUACCAUCGAGGAGAUAUCUUUGAGAAUGUGGACUAUGUUCAGUUUGGUGAUGACUCAUCAACCUCCAGUAUGAUGUCUGUGAACUUUGAUGUCCCUACAAAUCAGAGUGAUGUCAGUGAGUCUACCAAGUCUUCCCCUGUAGCCCAUUCUGUCCUCUGGGUAUGGGGCCGUGACUCUGAUGCAUACAGGGAUAAACAACAUAUUCUUUGGCCUAAAAGAGCAGAUUGUAGAGACAGCUAUCCCAGAGUCCCCCUUGGUGGAGAAUUGCCAACAUACUUUCUGCCUCCAGAAAACAAAGGACUCAGGAUCCACGAACUGACCAGUGCUGAUUAUUCUUCAGAAGAAGAGGCCAAAACCCCUGACUGUUCCAUAACUGAUUCCAGAAAAAGCCACACUCUGUCCUACUUAGUCAAAGAAUUAGAGGUCCGCAUGGAUCUGAAAGCCAAAAUACCCGAUGACCAUGCCCGCAAAAUUUUGCUUUCCCGUAUUAAAAACUAUACUGUCCCAGAAGAAGAAAUUGGGUCCUUUUUAUUUCAUGCUAUUAACAAGCCAAAUGCUCCGAUCUGGCUCAUUCUGAAUGAAGCAGGAUUGUACUGGAGAGCUGUGGGAAACAGCACUUUCGCUUUCGCUUGCCUUCAGAGGGCUUUGAAUUUAGCUCCGCUUCAGUACCAGGACAUUCCUCUUGUCAACCUGGCCAACCUUUUGAUUCAUUACGGUCUUCAUCUUGAUGCUACUAAGCUGCUCCUGCAAGCACUGGUUGUCAACAGCUCCGAGCCCCUGACCUUUUUGAGCCUGGGAAAUGCUUACCUUGCUCUGAAGAAUGUCAGUGGGGCACUUGAAGCCUUCAGGCGGGCCUUGAAGUUAACUACCAAAUGCCCAGAGUGUGAGAGCAGCUUGAAGCUGAUCCGCUGCAUGCAGUUUUACCCUUUUCUGUACAACAUCACCUCUUCUGUCUGUAGUGGUCAUUGUCAUGAGAAAGCCCUGGACAACAGCCAUGACAAACAGAAAUAUUUUGGCAACCCACAGUCACUGGAUGCUGCUGAAGAAGAGCCCUCUAAGCAAGGAGCAGAGGAGGACCCUGUGCUUUCUGUUGAGAACUCAGGGAGGGGCUCAGAUGCCCUUAGACUUGAAAGCACUGUGGUUGAGGAGAGCAAUGGUUCUGACGAGGUGGAGAAGUCAGAUGAAACAAAGAUGUCAGAAGAGAUACUGGCUUUGGUGGAUGAGUUUCAGCAGGCCUGGCCCCUAGAAGGCCUUGGGGGAACACUGGAAAUGAAGGGUCGGCGUCUGGACCUGCAGGGCAUACGGGUACUGAAGAAAGGCCCCCAGGAUGGAGUAGCCAAGAGCUCUUGUUAUGGUGACUGCAGAAGUGAAGAUGAUGAAGCAACAGAAUGGAUCACAUUCCAGGUCAAACGUGUAAAGAAACCCAAAGGGGAUCAUAAAAAACCUCCUGGGAAAAAAGUAGAGUCCAAUCAGGUGGAAAGUGGACAGCGUUACCAAGCAAACUUAGAGAUCACUGGCCCGAAGGUGGCAUCUCCGGGACCCCAAGGAAAAAAGCGUGACUACCAGAGUUUGGGAUGGCCCAGUCCAGAUGAAUGCCUCAAACUUCGCUGGGUAGAGCUAACUGCCAUUGUGAGCACCUGGCUGGCAGUUUCUUCAAAAAACAUUGACAUCACAGAGCACAUAGACUUUGCCACACCUAUACAGCAGCCAGCAAUGGAACCGCUGUGCAAUGGCAAUCUCCCCACGAGCAUGCAUACCCUCGACCACUUACAUGGAGUGUCCAACAGAGCCAGCCUGCACUACACGGGUGAGAGCCAGCUAACAGAGGUACUGCAGAAUCUCGGCAAAGACCAGUAUCCACAGCAGUCACUUGAACAGAUCGGCACCCGAAUCGCCAAGGUGUUGGAAAAAAAUCAGACAUCGUGGGUCCUUUCCAGCAUGGCAGCCCUCUACUGGAGAGUGAAAGGCCAGGGGAAGAAAGCCAUCGACUGCCUGCGCCAGGCCCUACACUACGCCCCCCACCAGAUGAAGGAUGUGCCCCUCAUCAGCCUGGCCAACAUCCUGCACAACGCCAAGCUCUGGAAUGAUGCUGUCAUCGUGGCCACCAUGGCUGUGGAGAUCGCACCACACUUCGCUGUGAACCACUUCACUCUGGGCAAUGUCUACGUGGCAAUGGAGGAGUUUGAGAAGGCCCUGGUGUGGUAUGAGUCGACACUGAAGCUACAGCCAGAGUUCGUGCCUGCCAAGAACCGGAUCCAGACCAUCCAGUGCCACCUGAUGCUGAAGAAGGGCCGGCGCUCCCCCUAGGGCAUGCCUCCCUUCCCCAGCUCUCCCAGCCACAGUCAGAGCAGAGCCCCAUUGCCGGUACCCACGUGAAUGGUGUGUGUGAAUAACAGGACUUGGCCUGCAGAGCUGGCUUUGCUUGGUUCUUAAGUUCCUCCUCCCCUCAGAAGAGGCAUCUUCAGAAACGGGGUUUCCCAGACACUGUAAAUACUGAGCCAAGACAGCCGGAGCUCUGCUCUGUCUUCAAAACCUCCAUGCCUUCAAGGCUCCUCUGUGGUCCAGCCUCGUCCCUGGAGAGGCUCGAGCCACACUGCCCAUUCUCUGCUUCCUGUGUAGCCUCUCUUGUCCCUGGAACUGCAAUGCCACCUGGGGCCGGUCAGUGAGAAGCAGGGAUUCCUGUUGUCCCCACCUGCUCUGGGCCCUGCCCCAGUCCCGUCCAUUCCACGCUGCUAUGUUACAAGCGCUCAGAGAUCGUUUGCAGGGCAGGAAGGGGAAACAAUUUUACAAACAAAAUAUUUACAACAGCAGAAACUCUUAGGGUCAUCUGACCUUUGUAAGUUAUUUAUGUUGGGGUGGGAGGGGGGCUGAGCAGGGGAGUCAGCCGUGUGCAACAUCUUUAUCAUUUGUAUUUUAAUUGCAGAUCACAAGGAUACCAAUACAUUGAAAUCCUAUAUAACAGGUUUAUAUAUAUAGAUAUGUGUAUUUGAAGCCCUCUACAGACUGACUCUGCGUUACUAACUCCUUGUUCGCUGUGUUCCCCAUCUUGGACUAGGCGUAACUGUCAGCCCUCUCCCUGACGCUGGCACACCAGCUCCUCAGAGGAGAGCCUGGAGCCAGGGUUGGGUGUCCCAUACAGUGCCCUCACCUUUGGUCCCUGGAGAAUCAGAAACUCCAACAUUUUGAAACAUUUAAGGGCACAUACCGAAAACAAAAAUAAAAAAUUGUUUAUGAGCAAAAUUGCUCCGUGGUGUAGUUUUUCCUUCAGAUAUGGGCUAAUUUGGACUCUCUGAUGACUGUGCCUCUGGUUGCCUGAGUUCUGGGUCAUCUCACAGCAUCAAGAUGAGGAAUGAAACCAUCUAUCGCCGCUGUACAAACCCAGAGCUUGAAACUUUGACCAGAAAGCUGCAGCGUCAGCAGAGCUCGCCGUGCGACUGGGCUUCUUGGAAAGGAAGCAUCGUUUGUUAAGGCAGAGUCACGACUCCUCGACCCGUCAGAUGAGCCCUGAGCCUCUUGUCUGCCCAGGAAACACAUCCCAGGACAAAGUGAGGCCAGGAUGGAAUGGGGCCCACCAAGGGCAGCAGUCUACAGAGUUUUCCAGAACACGUCAGGCCAUCCCUAACGAUGGCUCGCUGCAGGUAGUCCAGUGAGUGGCAUUUGCAAAGCAGCAGGCUCUUUGGUGACUGGAUGUGGCAAGGCUGUGCUCAGGAGGACCCUCCAGUAUAUGUGGAAGUGAGGUCCUACCUCCCUACCUCACCACAGUCUGACAGUUUUCCAGAAACCUUCAGCAAAUGCUUGUUGGCUUUUGAAACUUACAACAAAGUUUCUGGUAUAUACUUGAGCUCCCACGGGGGUGUAGAGUCCUGCAGCCGUGAUAGCAGUCAGAAUCUAAAGCUUCCACCAUGGGCUGGGGGUUGUGGCUCUGUGGCAGUGCUUGCCUUGCAUUUAUGAGGCCCUGGGUUUGAUCCCUCAUAUCACAAUAAAAAGUAACAAUGAGUUUCCUACCACACACAAAGGCCUCUCCCACUGAUGCUCUUCAGCCCAACCACCUCCGCCAUUAACCGUUGACAGCCGCUGGCCUCCCGUCUGCCCCUGCAGCUGCGCAUUCCCAUCGUGUCAGAAACAGAAUCACACAGUGCGUGCAUCUCAUUCUGAGGCUACCUUUUUCUACUACCCAGGUUGCCAGCUCCUCAAGGUCUUCUCUUUUGUGCCCACUUAAUCCUGCUGGUUUUCUAGGGCACUCUUUACUAGAUGUCAUGUGAGAACAGUUACCACACUGAAGUGUUCCCUGCCAGAUGCCCAGCUCCUUAGUCUAAUCAAUAUCUGUACCCUCUGUUCUCACAA